AUGGGCGACGCUAGGCAAAAUGUUCUAUCUAAUGAUGAAUUGGACUCUGACAUCGUCUGCGUUCCUGAACCCUUUUUCAGAAAACACACGAGCAAGCCCUACGUCGAGGGAAUGGAGGAGUACCAAGUUUUAUACGAGGAAUCCAUCAGAGAUCCUGAAGCAUUUUGGGCGAAGCAAGCCCGAGAACUACUCUCCUUCGAAAGAGACUUCGAUACCAUCCACACAGGUUCGAUCGCCAAUGGAGACAACGCUUGGUUCCUGGGGGGAAAACUCAACGCUUCAUUCAACUGUAUCGACCGUCAUGUCUCCCACGACCCCAAGAAACCGGCGAUUAUCUUCGAAGCUGAUGAACCCGGUGAGGGCCGUACUUUGACCUACGGUGACAUGCUGCGCGAAGUUUCUCGUCUCGCCUGGGUGUUGAAGUCCCGUGGUGUCCGCAAGGGAGAUACAGUAGCCAUCUACAUGCCAGUUAUCCCUGAGGCCAUUGUGGCUAUAUUAGCAUGCGUUCGCAUCGGUGCUGUGCACUCGGUUGUCUUUGGUGGCUUCUCGGCUACUUCGCUUCGGGAUCGUAUCCUCGAUGCUCAGUGCAAGGUUGUUAUUACUGCAGAUGAGGGUAAACGCGGUGGAAAGACUGUCCACCUGAAGAAGAUUGUGGAUGAUGCACUGUCGCUCUGCCUCGACACCACAAGCGUUAUUGUGUUCAAGCACACAGGCUCUCCUAUCCCAUGGACUGAAGGAAGAGACAUCUGGUGGCAAGAAGAAGCAUCAAGGUUCCCAGCAUACCUCGCCCCGGAGUCUAUGGACUCCGAAGACCCCCUCUUCCUUCUAUACACUUCAGGAUCCACAGGAAAGCCCAAGGGUCUGAUGCAUACCACUGCUGGCUUUUUACUGGGAGCCGCUAUCACCGGCAAAUAUGUGCUGGAUAUUCACCCAGAGGACCGCUAUUUCUGCACCGCUGACUUUGGCUGGAUUACUGGCCACACGUAUGUUGCCUACGCCCCACUACUUCUCGGAACAACCAUAGUGGUGUAUGAGGGAACUCCCAAUUACCCCAACUUUUCGCGUUACUGGGACAUCAUCGAAGAGAACAAGGUCACACACUUCUACACAGCACCUACAGCCCUGAGACUUCUCAAGCGCGCGGGCGAUGAGCACAUCCAUCACAACAUGGAACAUCUUCGUGUUAUUGCUUGCGUAGGUGAGCCGAUUGCAGCCGAAGUAUGGAAAUGGGUUUACGAGACUGUGGGCAAAAGGCAGGCCCACGUCGUUGACACCUUCUUCCAAACAGAAACUGGAGCUCACAUCCUUAGCCCACUGGGUGGAGUGACCCCGACCAAGCCUGGAAGCGCAACCCUCCCGUUUUUCGGUGUCGAACUGGCAAUUCUGGAUCCAGUUUCUGGCGAGGAGCUUAGUGGCAAUAGUGUUGAGGGUGUCCUGGUAGCGAAGUACCCGUGGCCCAGCAUGGCACGGACUGUCUGGGGUGCGCACCAGCGAUACAUGGACACCUAUCUGAACGUGUAUCCUGGUUACUACUUCACGGGGGAUGGCGCCGGCCGAGACAAAGAUGGCUACUACUGGAUCCGUGGCCGUGUCGACGAUGUGGUGAAUGUAUCAGGUCAUCGUUUAUCCACAGCCGAAAUUGAAGCCGCGCUCCUAGAGCACCCCAAGGUCUCCGAAGCCGCUGUCAUCGGAGUCGCAGAUGAUCUUACUGGCCAAGCAGUCAAUGCCUUUGUGGCCCUCAAACCUGAUUGUGUGGUCGACGAUGGAGAGUUGACCAAGCAUGUGCGUACCACUAUCGGAGCAUUCGCUGCACCUCGGAUUAUCUUCGUCGUGGUGGAUCUGCCUAAGACCCGUAGUGGCAAGAUCAUGCGUCGUAUCCUUCGCAAGAUCGUGAGUGGCGAAGAUGACAGCCUCGGUGAUACUUCGACACUGUCAAACCCCGGUGUCAUUGACAAAAUUAUUGCUACGGUCUAUGCCUGGCGGAAACAAAUCGCUGAAUAAUGCAAUAUAAGGUAACUAUCUCACAGGCGAGUAAGCCGCACAAACGAGCUAGUCACCCCC
Messenger RNA from Aspergillus alliaceus, 2061 nucleotides. RefSeq names its product acetate--CoA ligase. The transcript has 6 exons. Gene Ontology annotation, molecular function: acetyl-CoA synthetase activity; AMP binding. Lineage: Eukaryota; Fungi; Ascomycota; Eurotiomycetes; Eurotiales; Aspergillaceae. Bases 1 to 2001 code for a protein of 666 amino acids. The record is from RefSeq and is a predicted model, not a curated record. Gene Ontology annotation, cellular component: cytosol.